Molecule: messenger RNA, 10875 nt
Organism: Pomacea canaliculata
Lineage: Eukaryota; Metazoa; Mollusca; Gastropoda; Architaenioglossa; Ampullariidae
Exons: 8
Coding region: 16-1164 (382 amino acids)
Source: RefSeq, a predicted model, not a curated record
UUUCUUAAGCCAGGAAUGGAACAUGACAAGAAGCAGGUGAUGGCGGCGCUGGGUUGUAUCGUCUUUAUGUUGCUCAUCUACCAGUCAACAUGUGUACAAGAAAACUGCGCAGUGUUGGAAUUUCAUAAUGUAAACAAUGGCGUUUUGGCCAUCUCGGAAAACCAGACUGCAAAUGUCGCAUUUUGGAUGAAUGUGUCAGCCUGCGAUCAAACAGAUGAAUUAUUUAAAAUCAAGAUUCACACCAGAACGAAUAGUGGAAGUCUUGAAUACGAUGGAACAUUUACUUACUGGAAGGAGACUUGUACAGUCAGACCACAGAAAUGUCUUCGAUGCUCCACCUCAUCAGGUCCAGCAGAGCUCUACAGGAAAGUCAACCGAACUCACGUGCAGAUAGAGUGGGAAUGGGACAUGAAAGACACGAAGUUUGGUAAUUUUACAACCAUUCGAAAGGAGCUAAAACUUAAUGUUUCUUAUCCACCCAGUGUCACAAAUCUCAUGGUAGAUGGACAAGAAGCAAGAGGUAGCUUUGUCAUAAAUGAGGGUAUUGAGGUCAACAUAUCAUGUUCUUUUGACAAAGGAAAUCCCUCCACGAACUUCCUUCUUCUAGAUAAAACAGGAAAGGAAAUAAAAUCGUCUAGAGACGAACAACAUCUGAACCUCUCCCUUGUCCUCCAAUGCAAAGACGACUGGCCCACCAUCAGAUGUCAAGGAAGUGGCUCCGAAACGAACGAAUCUGUCUCUUUCCUUGUUAAGUGCCGUCCUCAGUUUGUUGACAAAAACCCAAAGGUUGUGGAGACUGCAGCAAACAUCAAGUGGAUAUUAACCGUAAAAGCCCACACAACUGUCAUUCAAAAAUGUCUCUUGAUGUCGCUAACUUUAGGAGAAAACUCAAACAGAGAAGUCAAAUGUACCCUGACUGGUGACCCGCCUGACCUGCUGCUGAUUGUCUCCCUUGACAAGGAGGAUGUAGCAAGGGGAGGAAACUGGGGCCUAACUAUCCACAAUGAGAAAGGCUCAUCAGACACAUUAGUGUUUAGCAUACAAUCACGACACACGCUACUUCGCUUUCAUACUGCUCAGACCACGCAGAGAGAACCAGCUUUUGUGAUCCAGCGUUCAAAAUGUGGAGAUAUUUCCUGGUGCAGUUCAUAUAUGCAUUACUAAUAUUGCCAAGAAUAAUUUCUAUGCAGAAUUGUGCACUAUUGGACUUUAACAACUUUAAAGACAACACCCUUUUUGUUGAGGAAAACAACUACGUCAACCUGACGUUCUGGCUGAACACAUCAGCCUGUAGUCGGUCUGACGGGGUCUAUCGAAUUGAGGUACAAACCCUGAUGGACGUGGGUAACGUGGAAUUUGAUGGAAGAAUUAUUCAGCAUGGUAACAGCUGCUCUGAAAUAACAAAAAUAUUUGCUGGGUGCCUCACUCCAGAAGGUCCAGGAAGAUUGUUCAAGAAAGUAAACCAAUCCCACUUGGAAAUUGGGUGGACGUGGACAUGGAAAGAUAUAGAAACAGAUGAGUUUACCGCAGCGAACAAACGACUGAACAUCCAGCUUAUCCGUUACAAUCAAAAGCGCGGGGCCCCUUGAAGCGCGGGGCCCUAGGCAGAUGCCUCGUCCGCCUGCCCCUAAGCACGGCCCUGUGACAUCACCAGUAGCUGUUUGGUCGCAAACAGUAGAGGCUGAGGCUGUUAGAUAAGUGUUGGGCGCUGUUAAACUCGAGCCAGAAGUCCGACCUAGAGGACGAGAGGGACACGUGGUGACACACGGCAGUGCCAGUCUCUGCGCUCGUGAAAGAGGUCGCUACGAUCGACGGAGUGACACCAACGGAUUCUCGGACGUCGGCAACAUCGGAAGGUCCUCCACGUGGCAAGAGACUUUUGAAUUAAGAGAUAAGUGGCGAGUGUGUGUUGCAAGAGUACAGUGUGCUGUGUGUAGUAGUUAAGGUAAUUAAUGAUUCACGAUAUGUGGACUAGGGAUAGAGAAGUAACAGCUAGAGAACGGCCAUAUUUAAGAUUAUAUGAUCUUGUAAAUUGAUUUGGAAAACUCUCGAUUAUUAAUAAAAUUUGUUUCAUCACACUAAAUGGUCUUAAGUUGGUUAUUGGGGAUGCGUGCUGGGGGCCCAAAUUAAAAUGAAGUAUAACUACCAAUUUAGUGUAAGUGUGCGCGUACGGUAAAUACAUUGCCCGAAGCAAUGGCAAUCGCUGUCCAUCUGACCAUCUUCACGUGUUUUUUCUUCGGAGUUCUCGAUAGUGGCGCUGUGGCCAAGACACCUGUCACCAUUGAGCGUAUCUCCAUGAUACAUCAUCAUCAUCACCAUAGCGUUAUCAGUAGUCGCGGGGUCAAAUUUUUGCGUGGACAUCUCUUUCAAAAAAAUACGCCAGUAGAAAAGACCAAAGUCAGAUUAUUAUAAAUCAUUGUCCACAUAUAGAUAAAGAUUCUUUUCAGUCCUUUUGGUCUCACGUUUUCAAGCACUAUUUGCAUAUCUCGAUAGAGUUAAGGCUAGAUAGAAAAAAGCUAUCCACAACAAACAAAACAAAUCAUGUUGUAACAUUUUAAUUUCAUCAUUUAGCUGUAAAAUAUGAGAAAAAUUCCUGUUGUAUACCAGUUUCAUUUCAAGAUAUGGACAGUCAAACAUCUUUCACCUCCACCCCGCCAUUAAAAAACCUCACGGGAACUGUCAUUACAUCUUAACGGUCAAAAGCGUGUGUGAUUGCAUUUGCUGCCACACAUUUAGUGACUCUUUCCAAAAUGUGGUAAAAAUAUGUUGCACAGCAGUCACUUAUGCGAUGUUGAGCCACUCCUGAUACAAGAAGUGAAAUGGCUGGGCCAUGUUUUCUGCAGCCAAGAAUGUCCAAGAUGCACUCGAUGGGAGUCAAGUCAGGGAGACGUAAUGGCCGUUUAUGCCUCUGUAUUUGCCUCUUCACCAAGUUGUUCACGAUACAAGCACGAUGAGAAAUGGCGUUGACGUCUGGAACCAGCAAAACUGGCGAAACGAGAGAUUGGACAAUCGUCUUUCUGUUGCGGACGUUACUUGGAGCGACACGAGCAAGAAAACAUUCAUUUCGUUUUGUCUUUUUGCGGCUUACACGAUCGCGCGCGACUUGGUUGUACACAAGGCGGUAGCGACCCUGGUUCUUGUCGAAUACUUUCAAACAAACAAACGAACAAACAAACAAACAAACAAAUAAAAAUCAAUACCUUUCAUUGUGUUCAUAUUAUAGAAAACUUACUUUUCUUGCUUUUACGGUGGUAUGAGUUUAUCUCCAUCUCCUAAGGUACCAUCCAACCAGGUGCUAUGCAUGAGGUCUUUUGGGUAGCCCCUGCUCGCCACCCCUUACUAAUUGCUUCUCCAAAAGCGAAGAGGUGUCAACGUGUCAAUCUGCGGAUGAGAGAGCGGAAAACGGAGCGGGCUAACCCUUUCCCAUGACACAUCACAUCAGGAGGAAUGCGAUUCUCUUCGCACUAUAUUUUUGACUGACCACUUCGUACGGGAUAUCGACAGGGGUACCCUCUCAGCGUCGUGAAAUUAAUGGUUAGUGAGUGGGGUAUGAAAUGCUGUAUUUAUGAAGAUUGAAUGUUAGCAUUUGUUAGCUUGUUUAUCUUGCGCUCAGCCAUGCAACAGUAACUAAGGCCUGCUGCUUCCCAGGAUCACCAGGGUAACAGGUUCACUCUAGCUUUAAAGAUCACCUGCACUCAGGAUUCAGACACGAGGACUUGAACUGAUCUGAUGUCGUGAAGAAACGUCAGUAAGAACUUUCUAUGUAAAUUUUGCAAGUAGUUAUUUUUGUAACACUAAGAAAAAAAUGAAGAUAGUUUUAAAUCUCUGAGGAUGGUAAGAAUAUCAAUGACACUAUUAGUUUUUUUUCACUUAGAUAUUUUAUUCAGAUUUUCUUUUAAAAGACUGUUAUGAAUUCUACAUACGACAACGUAUUCACAUUCAUAGCACCAAAAGAAAACAGUGGGAUGUACAAGGAAGAUGCUUAGUGUCUAGCAUUGAAAGUAACUGAAGAUUAAUCAGUGAUCAGAAGAAUAUUUUGUUCUGCCCUACAGUUUUAACUCCUUAGUUCUUUAGAUAAAUGUUCAAUAAGCAAUGUGAUCAUUGCGCAUAUAAGUAAUCUAUUAUUAAAUUAGUAGAAAAUAAGCUUCUUGAAACGUGAGGUGCACAGCACUCAUACACUAUUAAAACAAUAACAUAAAAUAUACACAAUUGUAGACUAAAAUCCCUUGACAUAGCUUUACCUUAUUUGUCUAAUUUAAAAGGAGCUGAAUGCUGAUUAGUACACAUACGCAUAUAAUCUCAGAAUAAGAGGAUGUUUUUCAAGUUCUACAGUCGACGAUUACCUAUAGUCCCUUUGAUGGGCACAAACAUAAACAGCUAAUAGAAUAGUUUGUUCCUGUGUGAGGGGAGUGGGGGGUAUGAGGAAAAAAUAAAAAUAGAAUUAUGAAAAUAAUAAGCCAACCACCUAUAGAUAUUUUAGGGUGUCUUUAUUUUUUAUAUUUUACAUUGUCUGAUUUUCUCCAAAAAUUUCAUUAUCAGUUUUCUUCCUUGAUUUUCAACAUUUAAGGCUUGAUACGGAUCUUUUACGACAGAACUUCAAGAUAUUGUGGAACUUUAAGUGAAAAGAGGCUUAAAAUAUAUAUUAUAUAAUAUUAUAUAGCGAAAAAUUAAUAUGGUUAAAUACAUGAAGGUAAGCUACACCAGCUGAAAUAUUUUGAAAAACCUUGCAGGAAAAAGAACUACAAACCUUAAAGUCUGUGUUUUCAUCUGCAUCCAAUCCCUAAAGUUUACAUCCUUGCAUACACUAUUGGAACUACCCAAUUUGAUGCCUUUAAAGGGUAAAUUUUAGUGCAUGUAAUUAAGGAAUAAAUGUAUUUCUUUAAAUAUGGGUAAUGUUCCCUUCCAAGUCAAGGUAACCGAACAUUAAUACAAAAUAAAAAUCAAGCUUGUGACGUGCCAUUUAUCGAGGAAAAACAACUUAAGCUCCCAGCUUUCUCAGUCUGUACCCUUGAUAACGAAAAGUAUCCAUGACAAUUCUGACCAUCUGUGAUGCUGACCUAAUUCUAUCCAUAAGAGUAUUUCUAGAUGAGUAACUUGAAAAUGAAAGCACUAAGUCUUAGCCUCUUAUCAGCAAAUCACUCCACAGCAAUAGAAUUUUAACAGCAAAAUAAAUAACAGUUCUUCAUUUGUCUACUUUAUUUCAGAUGGAAUAUAAGUACACCCUCAAAUGCUGCUGACAGGAAGAAGAAAAAUUUCCUUAUUCCUGCUUCAAAGAACCAGGUUAUUAUAUUGGGAAGUAAGUAUUGAAAUCUCGGCAGAUGGACCGUGGUAGCAUUAUGAUUUUCUCUGGGGGUUUACCCCUUUAACUUUUAUCUUUCCCAAAUAUGUCGACAAGGCAGUGGACCCAUUUUCUCUUUGGCUAGGGUUGUGGUAAAAAAAUCAAAUGGCUGCUAUUUAUUUACUUGUUCAAUUUCUUAUGUGACCAUGAUAACAAGACAAUACAUAUAAGUAUAAUUUAAUCACAUAAAAAAUUAAACAACAAAAAAUGGCAGUCCUUCUUUUGUAUAUUUUAGAUCAAAUGCAAGUGCACCUUCUUUAAAGACUGCUGAAUUUAGGAAGAAGAAAUAUUUCCUUAUUCCUGCUUAAAAGAAGAAUUAAGGUCAUUGUAUAGGGAAGUAGUGAAUCCCCUUUCUUUUCAAAUUAUUGUUCUUGAAAGCGUGAAAUCGUCUCAUCUAGUUCAUGAAAAUGAAUGUGAGAUUAUGAUACGGAAAUGAAAUAUUUAUAAACUUUAUUGUCAUCAUUAUCAUCAUCAUCAUUAUUAUUAUUAUUAGAAAUUAAAUAAAAAUUAGAUAAAAAAUAAGCUAACUUUAAAACAAAACUGUAUUAAUAAAGCAUCUGAGACUUUAGGUCAUAUAAGCUUUGCAUGGAAGUCAACAAAAAUAUAGGCCAUUCUGGAAAACGAGUCAUUUUUUCCAAACAGUGUUGUGUUUUUAUCGUUUUCAAAUUAUCAAUAAUGUAUUCAAAAUCAAAACCAAUAUCAUGCAUGGAACACUAUCCGAGAUAUGUUGUGGUAACACAAAGUCUUUCAAUAACUGGAUUGCACCAGACUUAUGUCAACACAGACCUUUGAUUGCACCUAAAUGUAUAUAGCUUGAAUCUUUUUUCUGCUAAAUGCCAUUUUGUUCCACCACUUUGUAUUCUCUAAAACUAAAGAAAGCCCUUCACUUCACACUGUAUUUAUUUUACAAAACCCUUAUAUUGUAUAAAUAUUUUGCAAGACUAAUGAAUUACAGUAACUGAUAGGUCUUUUCAGCUUGUGCGUAAAUGCUCUUAACAGAUUUAAUUGCAGACGACACUUUGAUGCAGGUGUACAUUAAUUGUUAAUCAGAGAGUGGGCAUUUACUAGUCCACUGGUCUACUUGUCGCCACUGAUCAUUGACUAGAUUCAAUAAUGUCUUAUCUGUUGCUUCCCCUUUCCUCUCCAACAACAGUGAGUGUGCAGAUGUUUGAUUGAUCAUCAAGUUUUAUUGUGAUUGUUAAGGAAAAUGUUCCAAUCUUGCUGAUUUUUUCAUCUUUUUUAUUACUUUUUAUUAUUUUACUACUUGUUAUUUUUUUGCUGUAUAUAAUUUUCCUCAUAUUUACUCAUCAUUUAUAUUAUUUUUGACAAUGGUAUUUAAUCACAAAAGAUUAAAAAAUAUUAAAAGCACAUUCCACAUGUGAUACUUUUGCUUGUGACAGAGAUGUGUUGGGACCAUGAUAAGUUAUUGUAGAUGGUUAUACCCAAGAGUUUGUGGAACUGUAUAUACUUCAAUUAUUGGUUGAAUAUGAAUAUGGAUUCUUAGAAAAUGGGGUGGCUAGCUUUUGUGUUUUCUGUCUGGUUGUUAAAAGCCUGACUUCAGAUUCCUGGGAUUGAGCGACAUGUGGUUUAAGUCUUUAAGUCAGUCUAAGCUUGAGGCUCGUCAGCACUCAGCUGUAGGAGGGAAGCAAGUGGCUCAACCAGUUGGUGGUGUGUGUGUGGUGUUGUUUGCAAAUAUUUCAUUAUUUCAAUUAUCAAGAAAGGAGGAAAGGAGUUUGGUUCCUCCGGUACUUAGUUUAUACAAUUCAAGUUUUCUGAUGAGCAGAUUAUGAUCUAUAGCAUAGGAUUUAGCAAAGUCAACAAAUAAGACCGCAGAAAAAUGAGUGUUGUUAAUGCUAUUUAGUCAUUGCUCCACCAUUGAUGUUAGUGUGGCAAGAGUGAUUCGGCCUAAAACCAGAUUUGUUUGUGUAGAAAAGCUCAUGUAUGGAAUGAACACUUGUCUUCAUUAGAUAAAUGUGUAAAUACUCAUCUACACACAAACAUGCAUGUACAAACGCACACAAAUAUAUUUCACACUACAUUCAGGGGCAUACGCCCAGACACUAGUUGCUGGUUACCUCCCCUUUGCUCAAUGCUCAAGUUUCUUUCUUUCCUUCCUGAGAUCUUUAUUUUAUUUUUUGUUAUUGACUAGCUUUUAAAUACACUAAAGUUUGCCCACAUUGUAGUUCUAAAUUUUGUUGCAGGAAAAAACUGGUGAAGCAUUAGCACCUGCAAAUGUUGCUUGUUACCAUUCUCCAGAUUUUUGUUUUAAAGUGAAAGAGAUGUCAUUGUAAGAAUUUUCAAUCUCUACCUAGUGAGCAGGGUUAUUUUUCUCUGGGUGAGAGAUCAAAGACUGGAGGCCCAUGGAGUUCACAAGUGGAUUUGGGCUUAGCUGUAGUAAAAUAGAAAGGGAGUUAAGUACCCAAAAAAAAAAAUCAGUCUAUUUCUUAGACAUAUACCAUAUCUUACAGCAAAGCAGAUCAUAUUAAAGAAGGGACAGAAUAAUAUUUAUAUAUAUUAAGAUUUCAGUAUUGAAGAUCCAAUGCAAAAUAUAUAAAGACAAAGUUUAAUAAAACAAAAGACUAUGAAAUGUAGGAAAACAGCAGACAGUCUCUACAAUUCUACAAUGUUCCAAAAAAAAAAUAUAAGAGGCUAAGAGAUGUUACCAAUACUGCUCUCUCUCUCUCACACACACACACACUGAACCUUUAGAGAUUUCAUACUAUGAAAUGAAAUGAGGACUAUUUUGAAGUUACAAUCCUACAAUGUUAAAAAAAUAGCUAUUAGAGGCUAAGAGAUGUAAUAAAUCCCCUUCCACCGAAGAUCAAUAAAAGUACUAUUUAGAUAGGCUUGUUUAGUCAAAGAAGAUAAUUUAAAAAUUAACAGGCUGGCAAAUUUAUCAUUAGAAGUUAUGUUUAGGGUGCUGCCGUAGAUUAUUAAUAAUGAUGAUGAGGAUUUAUUUAGUGCCUUUCCAAAAAUUUGCUAAUAGCGCUUUACAUAAAUCAUACAUAGAUGAACUCAUUGCACCAAUCUUCUUGUUCUUAAUCGCCCCCAGUGGAGCAUAGGUGGGGUGCUAGCCCCACGCCCAACCCUCCUCCUUCAUUGGGGUUGGGAUUAGCAGGUUACCUGGGGUUUCCAGGCUGAGUUUCCAUGCAUCCAUAUUCACAUAUAACAGACGCACUCACUCAUCAACAAAGUAAAUUUCAGAUACCUUAUACAUGCUCAUGGUCAGGACAGGGUCACAGUGAAGUUUGGACUGAAAAGAAGUUUAGACUUAAGGGAGGCAGGAGAAUCAGAGUGACAAAGGCUGAUGGGUAAUCUGCUCAAAUUGAUGGGGCUUGGUAGAAGAAAGACAUCAGCCCACAUGUCUUUGUCUUAGUGGGAUUUGAAGAUUAAUAAUAAUGAAGGAAAUAUUUCAUUUCAGUACCGAAAACAAAUAUGUAUGCAUGUCCAUGAAUUAUAUUAGAAUACACAAUGAUAAAAGAUGCUUUGUUUCCCUUGAGAAAAAAAUUUGAUGUAUUUUGCUGUCAAAACAGCUGUAUAUGCAAAUCCCAAAUUGUGUAUCGUGAUUACAUUACUAGUGUUUUAAUUCAUUUCCACUUAUCUUCUUGUCAGAAAUAUUAUGACCCAAUUAAAUUUCCUGUAUGUGUUCAUUUUUUUGUUGAGUGAUUUUAUCACACAAUCACAAUUCAUUGUCAUUGACAAAUAAGAUUAGUUAAGUUAAAAGUUAACUCCCAUGAUUCUGUCAAAGAAACCUAGCACUUUUACUAAACACUCUUACUACAUUGGUUAACAAAUUUUUACAAAAGUCAUGUUAUAGAAAUAAAAUUAGUUAUUUCUUAUCAGUUUUUAUGUGCUUAACACAAAUGUCACAAUCAAUAUUCAAAAUUGGCUCUAGUUUUUGGACGAGGAAUGCAUGACCAUAUUAUGGAAUAUUAUGCCAUUCUAGACUUAUGUGGGAUGUUGUUACAGUCCUACUGGAUAUGUUUGACCUUUUAAGUCAGUAAUAAUUUCAGUGAUGACCAGUCCUAUUAAAAGUAGACAUUACAAAACUGUUUUAAACGAGCUGUGAUAUGCAUCACACUCUGUAAAACAACACCCAAGAUGACUAACUUUUUCACCUACUUGUGCUCAAUAUAAUGAAACACAAGUUUUACUUUAGACAACUGACACAUUACACAAAAUGUGUAAGCAAAAGAGGGAAACAAAAUUAUCAUAACAAUAAGGACACACCCAGUAAUGGUGCUAGACUUCUUGCAGAUAUGCUAGCUUCUGUUACUGGUAGCAACUUUUUUCAAACAAUACUGUUACUGGUGCAAGGGUUCACAGAACAUCAUGUAGAUAUAAGACGUUAAUAGCUUUAGGACAUCAUCCCAUUAAUGUAUCCAGCUGCCCAUCAAAGAACUACAUCACUGUCCUACAAACUUUCUCUUGGGUCAUGAGGAAGCCCAUUUAUUAUAUAUAAAUAUUGCUUUCCCUUAAUGUACUUUAGAAUCUUGUCUUUGAUAAAAUAUUUGAGUUUUCUGAAGCUCAUGUAUCAGCAAAAACAUAACUACAUAUGUGAUGGGUGAUUGUUUCUUUGUAAUACUGUAUUUCAAUCUGUAUUUACCGUUUAUGAAAGGAGUUGGUGUAAAAAUCCUUUAGACUAGUUGCACAGUAGAUUAAAUUGCUAUCCAUAAAAUUACUGUGGAAACCCAGAUCUUCUGGAAAGGAUUUCUUUUUUUAAACUGUUAAAAUGGAUUUAGAGCUGUAUUACUGUGUAUAUUACAGAAGAACAACACAGUCACACACUUGCACACACAUUAAUAUAAAUGCUGACUGAAAAGGAACUGAAAGCAAACCAAAGAGAUUUAAUGAAAAAAUGACUUUUUUAAGUUAUGGGAACAAUACUCAGCUAAAUAUGGUUAAAUAUUAGUAACGAAAUAGCAAGGGCUACACCAUCAGAAUAGACCAGACCCUAUGGAAACAUUUCAUGAGGGAAAAAUGGUACUGAUCAGUAAUAGCUGACACAACUGUAUAAUGGUCUACCAUCGAACGAGAUACUAAAAACUAUAAGUCAUCGAUAAAUGUUUCUGUAUUCAUCACAUAUGAGGGAUGAGUCAGCCUAAGCUUUUAUGAUGUAGAUGACUGUAAAUAUAUAUACUCUGCUGAAGUCACAAAGAUUUAUUAGAACGCAGGAAUGCACCAUGUAUAAGAAAGAAUUUUAAAAUACUGCAGCGAUUUUUGACUCUUAUCAGUGUAUUUUUAAGAGAUUUACUUUUCAUCGAGAUGAAACCUAAAUUUUUAUAUGAUUUACAAAACGACUUUACUAAUGCUUCACUCAAAACCACCCAAGUCACAACUAGAGGCCUAAGCCUCCUUUAAGUUUCCUUGUUGUUGCUUGAGAAGGAUGUUAGUGAACAAAUGAGGAACGAACAAACUUAUUCAAGGAGCGGACUGCAAGAGAAAGAGAGGUUAAGAAGGAAAACUCAAACUUUUUGUUGACAUCUGAUCAUUACGGUCAUUACUCUAAUUAUUGUAAUGUAACUUUAACACGCAUA